AUGAAGUAUCUACGAGAAAAGAAACGCGCUUAUUUAAAUGUGAAGAAAGAUAAAUUUAUUCUAUUAAAAGUAGAUAAAAGAACAAAAACAAUGUAUUUUUCAUCUAAAAGUCAGCCUUACAUUCAUUCAACAAAUUUGAUCGAUGAUAAUCAUUAUUUACCGGGAAGUGCACGUGAUAAUUUAUGUUUAGCAUUUUUUAGUUGUCUAUGUUGUUUUCCAAUUGGUUUAGCAGCUCUAAUUCGAAGUAUUCAAUCUUAUGAACUAUUAUCUCAACAUAAUGCUGUAUAUUGGCCCGGUUUAGCUGAAUAUUAUGGACGAGAAUCUUUUCGCUUAUCGAUACUAGCUAUUCUAUUUGGUACGGUUAUAUGGGCUAGUAUAUUGAGUUAUUAUUUAUAUAGAUUUUAUUAUUUAAAAUAUUCUUUUGCAAGACAUAUUAUUGAAUUAUCAUCAUAA
Molecule: messenger RNA, 453 nt
Organism: Didymodactylos carnosus
Lineage: Eukaryota; Metazoa; Rotifera; Eurotatoria; Philodinida; Philodinidae
Source: the annotation of a GenBank genome assembly